Messenger RNA from Corticium candelabrum, 1356 nucleotides. RefSeq names its product xyloside xylosyltransferase 1-like. Gene Ontology annotation, cellular component: endoplasmic reticulum membrane. Lineage: Eukaryota; Metazoa; Porifera; Homoscleromorpha; Homosclerophorida; Plakinidae. The record is from RefSeq and is a predicted model, not a curated record. Gene Ontology annotation, biological process: protein O-linked glycosylation via N-acetylgalactosamine. Gene Ontology annotation, molecular function: xylosyl alpha-1,3-xylosyltransferase activity. Bases 11 to 1282 code for a protein of 423 amino acids. The transcript has a single exon.
AGUGUUCGUGAUGCAUCGCAGAUGGUGGUGCUUGGUUUUGCGCAGCCCUCGUGUAGUAAUAUGUACAGUCCUUCUAGUUUCGCUUGUAGCAUUGUCUGUCUAUAUGAUUAGAGAAGACAACGUGAGAGAGAGCGAGAAAACGCCGAAGAGAGUAUUGAGUAACAAUGAGCAGCAACUGGAAGCAAAGAAAACUAAUCAGGACGCUAAGCACGUUGUGGAAUUGGAGAAAGGAAAGAUAAGCUUGCUUUCAGAUGACUCGAAAGCAAGAGAACAAGCUCACAUGGCCAAACAACAUGACAGAUCUCGAGAGAGGGAAGACGUCAGUAGAGAAAGGGAAGAUGUCAGUAGAGAGAAAAACAACGUUCAUGCUGCCAAGCCAGAGACUAAGACAGAAAAUCGCGGUUCUGUUAUUAACAUCUACUUUGCUCUGACGUCGGUCAAUUUUAAUAGAAAUGAGUUGUUCAGUCGAUUUUGUAAGUCGCUGUUGAGACACACACGAUCUCAUCUUCGUAUUCAUGCUGUUGUAGACAAGAGUGGUCAAAAUGCUGUUAGACAGUCCAUUCCAACUGGUACAACAGAGUGGGGAUCUACAACUGAUGUCCAGCUCUAUAACGUUGACGAUGUUUCAAAGCAGGCAGCACCACUUAUUGAAUCUCUACGUGAUCAUUUCAGUGCUGGGCAACGGUCCUACUACCAUGACUCCAUCUUUUUCUUACCAGUUGCUUUGCAUCAUGUUCUUUCUGAUUCCAUCAAGAAAAUCAUUGUUCUUGAUACCGACAUGGAAUUUCGAGCAGAUAUUGCGUCUCUCUAUGCAUUGUUUGAGCAAUUCACUCCUUCAAACAUAAUGGGUUUAGCCCACGAGCAACAACCUGUAUACCGACAUGUGUUCUAUAUGCAUCGUCAGGACAACCCAGGUACAUUAGUAGGAGCUCCACCACCUAAUGGUCUGACUGGCUUUAACAGUGGUUGUGUUCUGAUGGAUCUGGAUAAAAUGCGUCAGUCUGAUCUCUAUAAACAGGCCAUACAAGGGGCCAUGGUAAAGUCUUUGGCUGAAAAGUAUCAGUUCAAAGGGCAUCUUGGAGAUCAGGAUUUCUAUUCAUUGCUAAGUCUAGACCAUUCAGAAAUAUUCUAUGUUCUUUCAUGCACGUGGAAUCGGCAGCUAUGUGUUUGGUGGAGGGAUCAUGGAUACAAAAAUGUAUUUGAUGAAUACCAUAACUGUACAGGAAACGUGAGCCUUUAUCAUGGUAACUGUAACACUCCUAUACCACCAGAGAAUGGGUGAUGAUUCUAACGUACUACACAAAAGUGUAAAACAAAUAAUUUAAUCCAGGAGAUAUGUUUAAUAAACUUUCAGUG